Cokeromyces recurvatus is the source of this 213-nucleotide messenger RNA. RefSeq lists its product as uncharacterized. Lineage: Eukaryota; Fungi; Mucoromycota; Mucoromycetes; Mucorales; Mucoraceae. The record is from RefSeq and is a predicted model, not a curated record. The annotation marks the transcript as partial. The transcript has a single exon.
GAUCCUUCUUUGUUGCCUGUUGUAUCUCCUCAAUUACAAAUUGUGGAACAACAAUUGGCAUCUAUUCAAAAGUAUCAUGCGGAAACUCUUGCCUUACGUUCAGGUAUUCGUUGGCGUGAGUUGGGAGAACUCUCUCCGGGUUAUCUUAAGCGAACUGUUGCAUCCCGCACUGCUCGUCAAUUGAUUCCUCCAUUAAUUCAUCCUGUUGAUUAA